AUGGGAGUCGGAGGUGUCGUUCUUCGCUUCUUUAACCUGGCCAUCCGGAUCCUGCAGUUCCUGGAUUCUGCAGUGAUCCUCGGCAUCUUCUCCUACUUCCUGGCCAAGCAGGCUCAGCAUGAGCUGGGUAUUCCUCGCUGGAUGAAGGCCGUGGAGGGUCUCUCAGGAGCGGCCACGCUGUAUGCCCUCCUGGGAUGUCUCUUCACCUGCUGCCUCGGAGGUGUUGCUUUCUUCGCCGGCCUGGCCAUGGCCCUCGAUGUUUGCUUCAUAGGUGCCAUGGUUGCCAUCGCCGUGAUGACCCGCGAUGGAACCCAGAAAUGCCACGGUACUAUGAACACCCCGCUAGGAACGGGGGAGGAAAACGCCGAUUCCCCAUCCGGCGUGCAGUACGGAUUCGCCUGUCGCCUGAACAAGGUUGUCUUUGCCGUCUCCAUUAUUGGAAUAUUCUUCUUUCUCAUCUCCAUCCUCUUCCAGUUCCUUCUUGGCCGUCACCACAAGCGCGAGAAGCGUUUCGGCCCUUCUCCCACCAACAACUACACGUAUGGAACUCAGAAGCGCCGCGGCUUCUGGCGCCGCAACAAGACUGCGCCCGAGGCUAACGGUGACGACACUCUCCCUGGACAUCCAACCCCCCAAGAUGUCGAGACGGGACCCGCUACGGAGGAGAAGCAAGGGUGGUUUAACCGCUUUGGCCGGAAGAAUGAGGAUCCUGCCGCCGCGCCAAAUGGUUACGCGGCUCCGGCCCCUGCCGCCACGGGGUACGGCAACUCGGCCUAUGGUAACUCUGCCUACACGGGCAACUACUAG
Messenger RNA from Aspergillus puulaauensis, 807 nucleotides. RefSeq lists its product as uncharacterized. The record is from RefSeq and is a predicted model, not a curated record. The transcript is spliced from 2 exons. NCBI's taxonomy places the organism in Eukaryota, Fungi, Ascomycota, Eurotiomycetes, Eurotiales, Aspergillaceae. The coding region runs from base 1 to 807 and encodes 268 amino acids.